CCGCGGUAAUCCAAUGUUAUAUUUCCACUGACCAGAGAGUUCUUUUUAACAAACCCUAUAUAUAUUUGUGCUUAAUCCCGCUGGCAAGCUCUCCCACUCGGAAAAUAUCGUACGGAUUCAGCAAAGUACUCCACUGCCUACGCCCCUCAGUCUCAUUUGACACUCCACAUCGGACAGAGCCUGUGAAAUAUCACUUUUCCUAAUAAUUCUCAAGGCCGCUUCAAAUGCAGAUUACGAGAAACCGAGGGAACGCUGAACCAUCGGCUAACGAGUCGUUUUUACCGUGAUAAUUAUAUGGAAUAUCGAUAAUGAAUCCAUCCGAAUCCCAGCAAAAUUUACUAAGCAAUGAGACGCGAGCACCGUCGGUUGCUUCGCUGCAGCCGCCAACCGAAUACUCCCUCGGUUCGAUAGAGAAACACUUUUUGUUGAGCGCUGAACGAGGUGACUGUGCUACGGUUAAAAGACUCCUCGAGGAGCACAAGGACCAUCCAGAGUUGCUCAACAUCAACUGCGUCGAUCCUUUGAAUAGAUCUGCACUGAUUGCCGCGAUAGAGAAUGAGAAUAUCGAAUUAAUCCGGCUGCUUUUGGAGUUGGGAAUUCAAGUCAAGGACGCGCUUUUACACGCGAUUAAAGAGGAGUACGUCGAAGCUGUAGAAAUAUUGCUGGAAUGGGAGGAAAGAACGCAUGUGGCUGGUCAGCCUUACAGCUGGGAGGCCGUGGACAGAUCCUCGUCAAACUUCACCCCAGAUAUAACACCCCUGAUACUGGCAGCGCACAAAAACAAUUACGAAAUAUUAAAAAUCCUCUUAGAUCGAGGAGCGACUUUACCGACACCCCACGAUGCUCGAUGCGGAUGCGACGAGUGCGUGGUUUCCAGCGAGCAGGACUCGCUGAGGCACUCGCAGUCGAGAAUAAACGCCUACAGAGCCCUGACUUCAUCUUCAUUGAUAGCACUCUCGUCCAGAGACCCGCUGCUAACGGCGUUCGAAUUGUCCUGGGAACUGAGGCGACUCAGUCGAAUGGAGCAGGAGUUUCGUUCUGAAUACAACGAAAUGAGAGAGCUCUGUCAAACUUUCGCCACCUCUCUGCUGGACCACGCGAGGACGUCGCACGAGUUGGAAGUAAUGCUGAACUACAAUCCAACCGGUGAGAAUUGGGAACCUGGUGAAAGACAGACUCUGGAUCGCCUGAAGCUCGCUAUAAAGUACAAGCAGAAACAGUUCGUAGCUCAUCCUAACGUCCAGCAAUUGUUGGCUGCAAUUUGGUACGACGGAUUACCCGGUUUCAGGAGAAAAAGUAUGAUCGGGCAGCUGAUCGAGGUUGGUAAACUGGGCGCUAUGUUCCCGGUUUACAGUUCGAUAUACAUGAUGUCGCCAACGUCGAAAAUGGGACUCUUCAUGAAAAAACCAUUCGUCAAAUUCAUAUGCCACUCUUCUUCCUACGCAUUUUUUCUCAUGCUACUGGGCAUGGCUUCGCAGCGGGUCGAAUACCUGGCUAUCGAAUUAUUCGGCAACGCUUGGAUGCGAGAAAUUUUAGCAGGUUGGAAGCGUAGAGAACGUGGCUGUAUUCCGGGAUUCGUCGAAUCUGGAGUUAUCAUAUACAUCAUAAGUUUACUUUUCGGCGAGAUGAAAUCCUUGUGGUCCGACGGCCUCCUGGAGUACGUAUCCGAUCUCUGGAACAUAGUAGACUUUGUCCAAAACGUUUUUUACGUUAUAUGGAUAAGUUUAAGACUCACGGCAUGGUUCGUCGUUCAGAGAGAAUAUUGGAACGGCAGCGAUCCGUGGUACCCACGUGAUCAGUGGGACGCUUUCGAUCCGAUGCUUCUUUCGGAAGGAGCUUUCGCAGCAGGGAUGAUAUUCAGUUUCUUGAAGCUCGUCCACAUAUUCAGCGUAAAUCCCCACCUCGGACCUCUCCAGAUAUCUUUGGGCAGAAUGAUAAUCGAUAUCAUAAAAUUCUUCUUUAUUUACACCCUCGUGCUCUUCGCUUUUGGAUGCGGCAUGAAUCAAUUGAUGUGGUACUACGCCGACUUGGAGAAAAUGAAGUGUUACCAUUUACCUAGCGGGCUACCGGACUUCGACAAUCAGGAAAAGGCUUGUUCGAUAUGGAGACGAUUUGCCAACCUAUUCGAAACCUCUCAGUCUCUCUUUUGGGCCAGUUUCGGGAUGGUCGAUUUGAUGUCCUUCGACCUAACUGGCAUCAAAAGUUUCACUCGAUUCUGGGCUCUGCUGAUGUUCGGCUCGUAUUCCGUGAUAAACGUAAUCGUUCUACUGAAUAUGCUUAUCGCCAUGAUGUCCAACUCCUAUCAAAUAAUAUCUGAAAGAGCCGAUACCGAAUGGAAAUUUGCCAGAAGUCACUUGUGGAUGAGUUACUUCGAGGAGGGUGAUACCGUCCCACCACCUUUCAACAUGAUCCCGACCAGCAAAUCCUUCAACAAAGUCCUUGCUUGCGGUAACAAAGGUCGUCCAACCAGAUCGAUCAUAAAAAAAUCGCGAGAAAAGGCACUGGCCAGACACGAUACCGUGAUGCGUCUCUUGAUCCGUCGCUACGUAACUGCCGAGCAGCGAAAACGUGACGAUUUUGGAAUAACGGAGGACGACGUGAUGGAAAUUCGACAGGACAUAUCCACCCUUCGUUACGAGCUCAUCGAUAUUCUCAGGCAAAACGGAAUGCGAACGCCGGAGAUCGACAAGCAGGAAGCAGCGCUUUCUGGAAAGAAAGGACGAGUGAUGGAGCGCCGUUUGCAGAAGGACUUCCAGAUCGGAAUCGUCGAGGGUAUCGUUAACGCGGUGAUAACGAGCGAGAAGGAGCCGAAAGACGUCUUCAGCCAGAUAGCCCGAGCGAUCGGCAAGCGAAGCAGCGCGACAAGCAAAAAGGACUGGAACGCUGUGGUCAGGCAAAACACAAUUGCCCGCGAUCCGAUCGGCAGUACGAACGAAGCUUUCAUAAGACAGUCGAGGAGAAGCUUGCGACGACAUCUUUCAAACUUCCCAGACUCGGACUUGGCAUCGAUGGACCCGGAACGUCUACUGGAGUACAAUCCGAAUCUGAGCGUAGUUUCCCCAACGACGCGAAUCGCCUACGCGAAGUUCAUCAUGAGCCGGAUAAAGAACGACGAGAAGGUCGUGCAAAGCGGGGAAGGAGCUUCGAACAGCGCGAACGCGUCCCGAAGAUCAAGCACAAGAGCGAGAAGCAACGAACCGUUGCAGAGGCAGCCAACGGCGACACCUUCGCUGGCCGGAUCGUUGUCAGAAUCGAUAAGAAAGGGUAUGAUAAAAGGCAUGAGUACAAACAGCUUUGAUAAAGCGGGAGAAGCAGGUGCAGGAUUGGAGGUGAAGGGAACUGAGCACCGAUCGCCAACACCGAUACCGGAAGAUCCAUCCGAGGAGGACGCAGCCAGGAAUAAAUCCAGCGGCUCACCGCCAAACCCAAAACCUGAUUCAAGCUCGAACGCGGCACCGGAUGAGAGGGCAAAGAAAGACGAGGAGGAAACUAAAAGGCCGGGGAAUGAUUCCGGCAAAGAAAAUAAAUCCGAAGAGGCGCCGAAGGCCGGCUCGACUUCUAAGGCUAAGGAAACGGCGAAAUCACCGUCGGUUGCCGCGGAACCGGAAUCUGGUCCACCGAUAGCCACAACGAAACUUCGAGGAAAGUCGAAAGCGACCGGACAGAUGAUGGGCGGAUGGAUAUAAUAAUUUCAUAGAUAUAUCGAGUGAUUCUGGAAUAACCGAUUCUCAACGUUGUUCAAUUUGUCAACUGGUCAUAGUUAUUAUAUAUGUAUACAUAUGUGUCAAAA
Messenger RNA from Neodiprion fabricii, 3790 nucleotides. It is a transcript of the gene trp, whose product is annotated as transient receptor potential protein. Bases 309 to 3686 code for a protein of 1125 amino acids. The record is from RefSeq and is a predicted model, not a curated record. Gene Ontology annotation, cellular component: membrane; cation channel complex. Gene Ontology annotation, molecular function: protein binding; inositol 1,4,5 trisphosphate binding; store-operated calcium channel activity. Lineage: Eukaryota; Metazoa; Arthropoda; Insecta; Hymenoptera; Diprionidae. The transcript has 18 exons. Gene Ontology annotation, biological process: calcium ion transmembrane transport; manganese ion transport; regulation of cytosolic calcium ion concentration.